AAUACCUUGUGUUGUAAUCGCUCAGUAUAAUGAUUCUCCAAGAGCUUAAAAGCUGAGGAUUCAUUGUUGGAGGCCAGAAGAUCGGAGGCUGCACCGCUGGACUUUUUGUGCUGCACAAAGUAUAGAUUCUACGAAAUCCAAGUUCACAAUGGACCUGGUCACAGUUCUCUUGUCCAUCGUCGUCAUUUUAUAUUUGGCCAAUGUCUUCAAGAACCAGAAACAUGGAAAUAGCAAAAGUUUACCACCAGGUCCAACACCUUUACCGAUCAUUGGGAAUUUUCUCACUAUAGACUUGUCAAAACCUCAUAUAACAUUAAUGAAGCUGGCUAAGAAGUAUGGCCCAGUCUACAGCAUCCACAUGGGCAUGACAAAAACUGUUGUCUUGUGCGGUUUUGAGGCGAUUAAAGAGGCGCUCAUCAACCACGCUGAAGUCUUCUCCGACAGACCCGUUAUACCUUCCAAUGCCAAAUUAUCGGGGAACAAUGGUGUUGUUUUUUCCAAUGGAGAAAACUGGAAAGUGAUGAGAAGAUUUACGCUCUCCACACUACGAGAUUAUGGAAUGGGGAAAAAAAACAUCGAAAACAGGAUCAGCGAGGAGGCUGAGUGUUUAGUGCAGAAGUUCAGAUCCUACGAAGGAAAGCCCUUUGGUGAUUUGACCAGCAUUAACGCAGCCGUAGCCAAUAUCAUUGUGGCCAUAAUGCUCAGUAAAAGAUAUGACUACGAGGAUCCGACCAUACAGAGGCUGAUGGGUUUAAUCAGUGAUAAUGUAAGACUUGGGGGAAGCCCAUGGAUCAGGCUAUAUAACAGUUUCCCGUCACUGAUGGACGGUCUCCCCGGACCUCACCGAACAGUUUUAAGGAACACCAGAAAGCUCCAGAAAUUCAUAAGAGAAACAUUUACCAAACGGCUGAAAGAACUGGAUGUAAAUGACCAGAGGAACCUUGUGGAUGCCUUUCUAGCCAAACAACAAGAGGGAAAGUCUGAAUCCACCGAAUAUUACCACAAUGAUAACUUAACUGCACUGGUAGCCAACCUGUUCGCUGCUGGAAUGGAGACCACAGCAACAACCCUGAGAUGGGGGCUUCUGCUCAUGAUGAAAUAUCCCGAGAUUCAACAAAAAGUCCAUAACGAAAUUGAGAGAGUGAUGGGAUCGGCCCAACCUCUGAUGGAACAUAGGAAACAAAUGCCGUAUACUGACGCCGUCAUCCAUGAAAUUCAACGUUUUGGGGAUAUUGUACCAAAUAAUGUUCCACAUGCAACAUCUGAAGACGUCACAUUCAGAGGGUAUUUUAUUCCAAAGGGCACUUUUAUUUUCCCGUUGUUACACUCUGCACUCAGAGAUGAAGAUUACUUUGAGAAGCCGAAUGAGUUUUAUCCAGAACACUUUCUUGACUCUAAUGGAAAUUUGAAAAAGAAUGAGGCCUUCAUCCCCUUCUCAAUAGGUAAACGUAGCUGUGCUGGGGAAACCUUGGCUAAAAUGGAGCUAUUCCUGUUCUUCACAACACUAUUACAAAAUUUCACUUUCAAGCCUGUACCCGGAGCCAAACUGGACCUUACUCCUGCACUGGGGGCUACAAACUCCCCCAAACCCUAUGAAAUCUGUGCCAUACCUUGCAGAUAGACAAUGUGUUCAUUGAUGCUCGCAAUGAGAGAUGUUGGAUACCAUUGUAAUUUGGAUCCCCUCACACCUCUACAACGUUUAGUGUGUCCCCAUCUAACACUUAUAAUGAUAAUAAUAAUUAUAAGUGUUAGAUAAUUAUAGUAAAGGUCUCCAGUAACAAGGUAUCAACAUAAGGGGGGGAAGGGGGGGGGGGUUCGCAUGUGCUUCCUUCCACACUGACAUUGAGUGACAUACAAGGUUAACACAGUAGAGACCAACCUCUAGGGACUGACCUCAUGACUAGUUAUCCCGGAGGCUUUUAAAACUACAAUUUUUCAGAAGCAUUUGUGAGGUCCCAGUACAGCAUCCUAUACGGUACCUGUAUAGAGGUCCCCAUAGCCAGAGUCCCUAGGACGUCGGGGUCCUUCUUACCUAGUCCGCCCCUUGUCACCUCUCAUCUAGGUAUUAGUAAUCUAACAGUUUAUUCAGGAUUUAUAUAAAUCUAAUUGUACAAAUGUAUAUAAUUGGUUAAUUACCUGUACGGAGCGUAGCAGGACCUGCGGGUCACGUGAUCAGGUAAACUCUAUGGUUUUUGCUUGAGGACCUUUGGAGGUCCCUAUGACGUAUUGCACCCAUCAUUCCUUGUAACGGUGAGUGACAGUUAUUUGGACCAAUCAAAGCGGCCCCGCCCCUGUCCAUAUAAGGGAGCGGCGGCCAUUGUUAGCUCUCUUUCCUCGUGGGUUGUUGUUAGAGAAGGAUCUGCGCUGCUGUCAUCCUGAGUUUCGGCCCGAGCCUUGCGGCAACGGCUGAUCAUUACAAAACCGUGAGUGUAUCAAUCCCUAAGCACUCUGCAAGAUCACCGGACCUUAUCUAUGCCCUAAAUCCGGAUAGAUCUUCGCAAAUUACCCUGAAUUCUGAGACUUAUAACAAAAGUCAAGGUCCGCAACAACUGUCAGUCACUGAAGUGUAUAGAGACUGUUUGAAUGAGACUGUUACUGUUCAUUGGAUGUACCGCAAGCCUUUAAGUAAAGUUUACCCAAGUUCAAGUUCAACUAUCUUGUGGACCUUCAGUCAUUUUAUGCAUGCACCUAUCGUUACUGGGAAGGGCGGCGAUAGGCCGGAGAAUUACCUCAGCAUACUAGGCCUCAGCCUGGCAUCACGAACAAUAGGGUUAACCUUAACCCCUAAUAUACUGAAGCAAAACCCUGAUUACACUACCACUACCCCAGAGGCCUACCGCACAUUCAACCAUUUUCGGUGCUAUCACAUUAUUUCUGUUUCAAGCUUCCCAUAAUUCAGACAGCUUGAAACAAUCAAUUCUGGUGUCCAAAAGAGGGAACAUUAAUUGUAAACUUUCCCCAUUGACUUCAUUGGGGAUGUCAGAAUCAGCAGUUAAUCCAAUUUCGUGAUUUUUGCUGCAGAAACAUUGUGGAUCCACAGCAAAAUAAGAGUGCAGAAUUUGAAACACUUUUCUUUUUAUCUUUUACAAUCUGACUUUUUUUGGCGCAAAAAAUCUACGCUGAAAUCAUCACUGCUCAAUGCAGAUUUCCCACUAUGGAUUUUGUUAGUGAAACUCUGCAUAUUUUUUUCACUACAUGUAGCUGUAUUCUGAGGCUAUGUUCACACAGCACGUUGUGAUUGCCGGAAUGUUCCGCUCAAUUUCAAAAAGAUUCUGCUGCGCUGGGCACAUGGCGGAGUUUCCGCAGCAAAUGUUUCUGCUUCGGAUCCCACUUCCUACGUCUAUUCUUUUUGCAGAUUCCACUGGGAAAUACAUUGCUGUCUAUUAGACGACACAUUUCUGUGCGGUCCUAGGGCCCACCGGUGUGAGGUGGAA
This is a messenger RNA of Hyla sarda, 3434 nucleotides long. RefSeq names its product cytochrome P450 2C14-like. Gene Ontology annotation, molecular function: iron ion binding; heme binding; oxidoreductase activity, acting on paired donors, with incorporation or reduction of molecular oxygen, reduced flavin or flavoprotein as one donor, and incorporation of one atom of oxygen. Gene Ontology annotation, biological process: xenobiotic metabolic process. Gene Ontology annotation, cellular component: intracellular membrane-bounded organelle; cytoplasm. The transcript is spliced from 10 exons. Lineage: Eukaryota; Metazoa; Chordata; Amphibia; Anura; Hylidae. Bases 149 to 1621 code for a protein of 490 amino acids. The record is from RefSeq and is a predicted model, not a curated record.